UUGACUGUAUUUAUUAUUUUGAGUAGUAUGUUUCAACCUCUACCUGCACCAUACACACAAACACAAAUCAAAAUUCUGCCCCUGCUAAGGGCCAUGCACGCUGAUGUCUCAGGUUCCCUAUUUAAGUGUGUGUGUGAAAGUGAGAGAGAGAGAGGGAGGGAAUCGGGGGUAUCCAAUACAGGAUAAAAUUAGUCCAGCCAGGCCUUAUACUGCUGACGGAGCUGUGGUGGCCAAAAAAAGCCUGCAGUCUGAGCCAACGGUGGAGCACAAGGAAGCGAGGAAAGCAACCGAGAUCAGCGCUGAAAUGGCCACCAAACUUGUGGAUCUGGUGUAUUGGCGUAAGAUGAGAAAGACCGGUGUGGUGUUCACGGGUUUGGUGAUCAGUCUGGCCAGUCUGUUCCAGCUCAGCGCCAUCACCGUGCUCUCCCACAUCUGUCUUGGUGUCAUGUCUGUCACCUUCAUCCUCCGCCUUUAUUACAAACUGCUGGAGCUGCUGCGCUGGAACUCCGGAGUCCAUCCCUUCCAGUCAUAUCUGGACCACGACAGCUCUCUGACGGAUAAGGAGACGGUGAUGGUGGUGGAGGAGGUGGUGCUGCUGAUCGCAUUUGCCUGGACGGAGAUCAAACGGCUGAUUUUCAUCGAAAGCAUGAUCGACUCAAUUAAGUUCGUUGUGCUCCUGUACCUGCUGUCCUAUGUUGGAGUCCAGACGAGCGGACUGACUCUGGUGAUAACCGCUGUGAUCGUUAUUUUCUCGCUUCCUCUGUUGUACAAAAAGCAGCAGAUGCGGAUAAGGAGGAUGCUCAGAGCGCUCAGAGCCUUCGUAAAGAGAAUCAAAAACAUGUGCUUCGGUCUGUGUGAGGCAGUGAGACCUUCUCCUGCUGCUCCACCCGCGGCGGCACCUACACCCACACCCUCACCAGCGCCCGCACCCAAGCAGAAAUCCAAGUCAAAGUAACUUGCUGGUUGCCUGUCGAAAGCACCUGGGAUUAGGAAUUUGAGAAAUGUUGGAAUGGUACGUGCUCUGCUGGGCCGCUUUGAGGGGACAUUUCUCCACCGUGAUGUUCGUUUAUGGCAGCGAGAUCUAAUUGAUCCCGACAGCUGAAACAAAGAGAAGGAGAAGCAGUUGAAAUGUAUGAGGAGAGAUUUUUUUGUAUUUACUGAGAUGCUUUCUGUGGGAUGUGUUUAAUUUAACCUGUUCACAGAGCACUUUUUUUUUCCCUUUGAUAACAGGUCUAUUUUUACAUAACAGCGAGCACCGUGUUCCUGUUAAGCUGCAGAUUUAUUCAUGACAAAGAAGUGAAGCAUUAUUGCUGCUCUCAUUAGGGAGCAGCAUGAAUAGUUAGCUGGCCAGAAUAAAUCUGACAUGAACAUCACCCGCCAUUAAUUAACCUAAACUGUGCGCUUGCUACGUUUAUCAAGUAUUAAGUAUUAUCAAAAGCUUUUUAAGAAGCAACGUUUUGCAACAUUUAUGAGAAAUAAUGAGCACGUUGUCCUCUGCUCCUCGUGCUCAUUGCACUUUAAUCAACACAGUGACUCACUGCUGCUCGUGGUUAAUGAUUAAAGUAAGGAAACUUUUACUGUCCUGCGGUAACUUAAAUAGCAGAGAUCUCUUUACUGUUAAGACAGAUAUUUUUGCUCUUGUUUUUAACUGCUGGUUAAAAUGGAAAACGGCUUUAGAUGCUGAAAGCUCCACAGGGUUCACCAGCCAACUUUAUCUGACUUUGUGCUGAGUGUUCAGUGGGUUUUUAAAAAAUGAAGACAGCUGCAUUCAGCGGUGGAAAAUGUUCAAAUAAAACCGUCAAAAUGCGGCAGAGGAAAAAAUGCUAAAGUACUUUGUAGAGCUGAACUUCCGAGUUGGGUCAUGGAAUCUAUUGCUAAUGUAAAACAUAUCACUACGCUGCCAGAAGCCUUUUGUCCACAAAGUCAGUCUUACAAACAGCUCUUCAGCAAAGGAACAAAGGCCAACGAUUCACCUUACUUCAGUUACCCAGUUUGUAGUUUUAAACAUUUAAAAGUCCUAUCACAACACGCAGCUGAGAAAAUGCCACAGGGGCAGUUUAUCAAGGAGGUUACCGGCAAAUUUAAAAAAAAAUCAUCCUGAAGGUACAAUCAUCAAUUCCACAGCGUCGAUAAAAUUACAUUUGACUCAAGAAAUUCCCCAAGGAUUUUAAUAAAUAUGUAUAUAUUGUCCGUCCGUAACAAUUCAGAACUUCUAGCCAGGAUGUUUUCAUUUAGAUACUGGAUAGCUGGUCGCUGGCAAAACUGCACGCUAACAUCUUUUAAAAUGAACCAAGAAUGAAAUAACCAAAAGUUGUCUUUGAAAUCUCUCCACACUGUGUCUGAUUAAUUGUCCCUUGAUCUGACGGACAUUAAAACUUCCCCAAUGCUUUAGCUUACAUGAGGUUGAGUAGAUAAUCACAAGUUUCAAUUAUGGAUGACAUCAUCCUUUAUUUAUCCUUCAACCCUUUUCUGACAACUCUACUUAUUUAUCUGCCAAAAAGACAGUUUACAGUUAUUUCAAUGCAGAUGUUUUGAUGGCCAGCUGCUGUUGGCAUGUCAGGUUAAUGUUGUUGACCUUGUAGUGCUCUCUAGUGGUCGGUGUUUCAGACCUUGAAACUGCACUUACAAACACGUCUUAAUAAACUGAAUCAUUUCAUACUGCAUCCCUCAAAGCGGGCUUUGGUCAUUUCAAUCCGUAAUGGAAGAAAACGGGUCAAAACACCUUAGUUGUUAAAAGACAAAGUACACGGUAUGAUUUGUGUUUGGAUUUAAGACCACUUAUGAACCGUUUUCCUAAGAGCUAUUUAUUUGGUGGAAAGAAGUUCUGAAGAGCAAGAAGAUCAUUUUCUUGCUACUAUUAGAAGUUAUUGAGACAACGUAUUGUCUCAAUAUGGGGGAACCGGCCCCCCUUAAAGACGCAUCACGCUGCGGCCUACCUGGGUAAAAGCUGAAAGGCCGUUAAUGAAUUUUACUCCCUAAUUCAUCCGGUUUAUGUGGAAUUGGCAUCUUUAGGAGUUAUGUUAUAUUCUUUUAUGAUGAAUGUUGCUUAAUGCAACAGUAAAUUGUACAAAAAAAACAAUGUAAUUAUGAUUAGAAAGAUGUUUAAAGUAAGGCUUUUCUUCUCUCAUUGUCGUCACUUUUAUCUCUUCUUUUGGAUUAACCUUCUUUCUAUAUUGUUUCCUAUCAUGUUGCCCCAAAAUAAAAGCUUAUUUACUAAAAAAGACCA
Gasterosteus aculeatus aculeatus (three-spined stickleback) is the source of this 3226-nucleotide messenger RNA. It is a transcript of the gene rtn2b, whose product is annotated as reticulon 2b. Lineage: Eukaryota; Metazoa; Chordata; Actinopteri; Perciformes; Gasterosteidae. Gene Ontology annotation, cellular component: neuron projection; postsynaptic density; endoplasmic reticulum membrane. Gene Ontology annotation, biological process: brain development; neuron differentiation; endoplasmic reticulum tubular network formation. The record is from RefSeq and is a predicted model, not a curated record.